AUGAGCGCUGAGCAAAGCCAGGCGAGGCAGACGGCUUCAAACUCGACUGAACCCGCAACCAACUUUUCUGAUUGGGCAGACAUCGAGUCAAUUUGCAACCUGAUUAAGAUUGAACUAGACCAACUUGAGGAUCUAGGGCUUCCAAGUACGCAGAUCUUUCAAAAGGGUGUGCCAAGCCUAGAUCAGCAUGUAGAAACAAUCAAGCAGGGUCUUUACUCGGAUAGGGAAAUCGAUUCCAUGAUGUCCACGGAGAUCACGAAUGAUAUUCAACUCCUAGAUAUUGGAGGGCAGAAUUCCCAAGAGCCUGAGGUUGAGGUGGUAUAUCCCAUGUUGACGGACCAUUCCCAAUCUGCCCAGCAAGCCGAGCUGGAAUAUCCCUUGUUGACAAUGGAACAGAUCCAGGAGAUUGAAUCCCUUGACUGGGACGUGAUCAAUUCAUAUAGGAACCAGAUUGAUAGUUAUGCUGGUCAAGAGCCUGAUGCUCUUGCGAUAGACAGGCUUUGUGUUAAGCAAGCAGAGAACAGUUGCCCUUACGGUGAAUUGUACAAAUUUGUUGGCGACGUUGAUGAGCCCGACGGAACUAAUCCAGCGUCCAUGUCGAUAGUCAAUUUCCGUCUACCGGCAGACUUCUUGGAAAUGGUACCAUUUAACCGCAAUAAGUACUUUGCUGAUCAUCUGGUCAUUGAGUUUGUCCGAAAUGGUGUUCUGCAAUUGAAAUCAGUCGAUAUUCGGAACAAAACAUUCUCAGUCGAAAUUGACCUCCAAGACAGGAACCAAUUGGCCAAAGUGGAUACCAUAUCUGUUUAUCUUCAGAGUCAGGGUGAGGUCCAAAAGCCGCUGGUGAGCUUUUUCAAUACAUACAAAAUUCACCCGCGACCGCUGCCAAAACUGAGUGAUCCAGUGAUCAAGCUCAUGUUUGAACUGGACGUAUCAGUUGACCCGACCAAUGUCCAAGAGGUGCUUUGGGGCAUCAAGAGGGCGCUUAACUGGCGCAUAGAAACCGGGUUGUGGGACAGCAGGACACCACUUUGUCACUGUGCUUGGAGCUAUUUCCAGAUCUCCAUGCCGCCCUGUGCUUCCGAUUAUCAAGCCCUGUACUGUAUUGCGGAGAUGCUCAUUAUUCCACUGCUAUUUGAUACCGAGGGUCAUUAUGGUUUCACUAAGUUUCCAUUCACCAUUCAGAACCCUGUUACAUUUGCCGGGGGUAUACAUCUUCGGGGUCCGGUGAAAAUUGAAAGAAUUCACCGUGGACCUGUCAUCUAUCCUAGCUUUGUUUGA
Molecule: messenger RNA, 1278 nt
Organism: Aspergillus steynii IBT 23096
Lineage: Eukaryota; Fungi; Ascomycota; Eurotiomycetes; Eurotiales; Aspergillaceae
Exons: 1
Coding region: 1-1278 (425 amino acids)
Source: RefSeq, a predicted model, not a curated record